Molecule: messenger RNA, 2405 nt
Organism: Aspergillus steynii IBT 23096
Lineage: Eukaryota; Fungi; Ascomycota; Eurotiomycetes; Eurotiales; Aspergillaceae
Product: UTP25 family protein
Exons: 5
Coding region: 129-2297 (722 amino acids)
Biological process (GO): maturation of SSU-rRNA from tricistronic rRNA transcript (SSU-rRNA, 5.8S rRNA, LSU-rRNA)
Cellular component (GO): nucleolus; small-subunit processome
Molecular function (GO): U3 snoRNA binding; rRNA binding
Source: RefSeq, a predicted model, not a curated record
UGUGCGACUCCCGCGCUAAGAUAAGAUAAGGAAAAAAUAACCUUCCAUUCCUCCAUUCCUCUUCCUCCUCCUCCUCUUCCGUGGCCUUUUCCCUUGAAUCACUCGUCCUUUCAAUCAUCCUGAUCUCCAUGCCCCCCCGUGGUCGUCCCUCCAGAGGUCGUGGCAGAGGCCCCGGUGCCUUCGCCAAGCGCCGAAACGGCUUCACAUCCUCCCGAGUCGAAGAGAUCGAAUCUGAUGAAUCCUCUUCCGGUGAGGAGGGCUCCGGUGCCGAGCAGUUUGAAGACGAAAUGGACCACGAAGGACCCGUCGACGACGCUUCCUCGGACAGCGAAGAAGAGGACCAGCCGGCAGGACGCCCCUAUAACGAACUGCUGCAGCUACUGAAUACCGGCUCGGAGAACAAGGGACCCGCCCGAAAGAAGAGAAAGGUUGAGCACAAGGGCCGGGACUCAGAGCGCGAAGCUGUUGCGACUACGAACGAGGAAGAGAACGAGGCAUCAGCCGAUGACGACGAGGACCAGCCAGAACAGGACGACGACGAGGAGGAAGACAACCUGGAGGAAAUGGACGUGGACGGACAGGCGGACAGUGAUGAGGAAGACGAUAGCGAUCCUUUCGAUGCGCAUUUCUCCACUCCAAAGGAAGACGAAUUGUCCAAGAAGAUCCAGGCAGCCGGAGCGAAGCAGUGGCGGUCUACCAAGAAGGAGCUCUCAGAGGGGCUGAAAAUGGUGCACUCCGUGCCAGAUGUUGGUAAUGACGUUUCCAUGCUUCCUGCCAUGAAGAACAUCUCAAACGUCAAGCUUAAGAAAAAGCUCAUCGAGCCUGCCACCGAGCACAUUCAGAGUAUCAGCGGACAUGCCCAGCACCUCGCUCCCUACAUCUUCGACUAUCAGGAUGUCCUUUACGGCGCCCGAACGGCAUCCAAUUCCGCGGCGAUGCAGGACCUGCUGGCAGUCCAUGCCACCAACCAUGUGCUGAAGACGCGUGAUCGCGUGCUCAAGAACAACGCUCGCGUGGCCAAAGAACAGGACGCCGAUCUCGAUCUCCGCGACCAGGGCUUCACCCGACCCAAGGUGCUCUACCUACUGCCAACCAAGCAAGCCUGCGUCCGGGUGGUAGACGCCAUCACCCGGUUCUACCAGCCUGAGCAGCAGGAAAACAAGAAGCGAUUCGUCGACACCUUUUCGGGGACCGACGACCAGAGCUGGGAAAGCAAACCCGAGGAUUUCCGGGAUCUCUUUGGCGGCAAUGACGACGACAUGUUCCGACUGGGUCUCAAGUUCACCCGCAAGACCGUCAAGUUCUUUGCGCAGUUCUAUGCGUCCGACAUGAUCCUCGCCAGUCCUCUGGGCUUGCGAACCAUCAUGGACCAGGCUGAUGCCAAAAAGCGAGAUCACGAUUUCCUGUCGUCCAUCGAGGUGGUGAUCGUCGACCACACCGACGCACUUCUGAUGCAGAACUGGGAUCACGUCGACUACAUCCUGAAGCACCUGAACCUGCAGCCCAAGGAAGCCCACGGGUGCGACUUCAGCCGGGUGCGAACGUGGUACCUGGACAACAACGCGAAGUACCUGCGGCAAUUGAUCAUGCUGGCCUCGUUCGUGACGCCGGAGAUCAACUCGGUCUUCUCGUCGCACAUGCACAACGUGGGCGGCAAGCUGAAGGCGACGCCCGUGUACGCCGGGGCGAUCUCGGAGGUGCCGCUGCCCGUGUCGGUCAAGCAGACGUUUUCGCGAGUCGACAGCCUGUCGCCGGCCAAGGACCCCGACGCGCGGUUCAAGCACUUCACGACGACGGUGCUGUCGACGCUGGUGCGCAACAUCACGUCGAGCCGCGGCAAGAACGGCGGCGGCACGCUGAUCUUCAUCCCGUCGUACCUGGACUUCGUGCGGCUGCGCAACCACUUCGCCACGUCGACGCAGACCAGCAACCUCUCGUUCGGCGCCAUCUCCGAGUACACGGACAUGCGCGACGUGUCGCGCGCCCGCACGCACUUCAUGAACGGCCGGCACUCGGUGCUGCUGUACACGGAGCGGUUCCACCACUUCCGGCGGUACCAGAUUCGCGGCGUCAAGCGCGUGAUCAUGUACGGGCUGCCGGAGAACCCGAUCUUCUACGGCGAGAUGAUCGCCCAGCUCGGCCUGGACCCGAGCGACGUGGUCGAGGCGGCGUCCGAGGGAGGCGUGCGGGCGCUGUUCUCCAAGUGGGAUGCGCUGAAGCUGGAGCGCGUCGUGGGCACGAAACGAAUGGGCAACAUGCUCCGGGAGAGAGGCGGCGAUACCUUCACGUUUGUAUGAUCGGAGGACCGUGGGGCAGGAGUGUGUAUGUAUAUAUUAUAAUUCCAUAGCGACGCGAGCACCGACUGUAAUGAUAGAGCGAUCUACGUCUACCACGAUGUACCCUGG